GCCGCGUUAGUUCGCCAAGUGUCGCCUCGUCCGCUUUGCGCCUGCGCGAGCUCGCGGAUGGCAACAGCGGUCAGGAUCUGGGGUUUGGGGGGCCGUUGGAAGGGAGGUCGCGCGGCAGUUGGCUCGCGCGGCCGCUUUUUUUCAACGUCCGCUGAGGGGCCGCAGAAGGAGGAGGCCUCGCAGCCGCCGCCUCCCGAAAACAGGACUUCAGGUUUUCAGCCUCCUUCACAUUCUUGCCACGAUUGGAUUGGGCCUCCCGACCCGAAUUCAAACAUCCGACCCAUAAUAUUUUAUAUUCCUAAACAUGAAUCUCCGCUGGAACGCAGACUUAGAGAACUUAGACAAGAAACUCAGGCUUGGAAUCAGCAAUUCUGGGCGAACCAGAAUGUAUCAUUUAGAAAGGAAAAAGAAGAGUUUAUUCAGUCCAGAUUGAAAGCUAAAGGUCUAGAAUUGAGAGAUGAACAAGGGAAGAAGGUAACACUGAAUGCUGAAGAAAUGGCUGAAUUUUACAAAAAUUUCUUCAAUAAAAACUUUGAAAAGCAUCUAAUGUAUAACAGGGAUUGGUACAAACGGAAUUUUACCAUCACGUUCCUCAUGGGUCGAGUGGCAUUUCAGAGAGCAUGGAGAAGACUUAGGUUUAAAAAAAUAAGAACUGAGGGCUAAUACGUCACAUCACCAGGUACCUUGGGAAGAUGGUCAUUUCUUAGAAACUGAAUUGCAAUGGUGGCUGUUUUCAGGUCUUGAGGUAGCUUCAGAUACAAAUGAAGUUGUUUGUUCUUUCUCUGCUACUCAUUAUAGCACCAAAUAUCCCUCCCAUUAGUUGAAACAUCAAAAUUGUACCUUAUUAAUAGAAAAAAGGGCUCAUUAGAUCCCAAUUUAUGGUUUCACACAUCAGUUUUUCAUGCCUUCUUUGUCUGUGGCCUGGCCCUUGCACUCCACAUCAGUGAAAACACGUGACGAUCCUCAGUGCUUAAAAACAGGUUUCAUAACAUAAUACAAAAUAAAUUCUAAAGAGCUUGAUAAAUGUACCAUUUUUUAAUUUCCUCAUAGUGCAUCUGUUAUGAUGCAAUCCUAAGCUGAGUUACACCUUUCUAAGUCCAUUGACUUCUGUUUUGGGGAGGUGUAAUUGUGCUUAGGACUGCCUUGUUAGUUACUCAGCUUCCAGGAAGAAAGUGAUUGUAAAUCCGGACUGAGCUACAAAGCGCUUGCAGACACCACUUCUUUUUUGCCAAUUGUCUUUUGAUCACCCUUCAGUUACUGUAGGUGCUUAAUUUCUGCAUUCCUUGAGAACCAAAGCGCCAAAAGUCUGUUUCAUCUUUGAGGGGUUUCUGGGUAUUAAUGAUCUGUCACCUUAUUUAACAGUCAUCUAGUCUAAAUGAACAUUGUGUAUCGAGCCGGAAUUGUGUAUGGCAUGUCUAUUUGGCUGUGCCUCGAUACGGUGGUGAUGUUCCUCUUGUUAACCAACCAACUGCAAAUACUGUCCUUUGCUGUUCAUGAGAACAGUAGUCCCUUGCAGCUACCUCAGCAUCUCUGAUGUCAGAUCUGGUCAUGUCCCAAUCAUGAUUUUUCAAGGAAACCAACAUUGUGUUCCUCUGCCAUUGAUCAAAAUCAUGAAACUACAGUUAAUUGACUUGGUGUAUUUAUCCCUCCGCGUAUAAGCUUGAAGGAAGGCUCCCUCUUUCUAAAUAUAAUCGUAAUCUAGAUAAGUCUUUUCGGGAGCCCUAAGCCUCUUCAGAAGUGUUGAAGGGAGCAAUUUAAUAACCCUGCUGAAAUUUGUUAUUGGGAUGAAGUCAUGUCCAUUUAUCAUAAGGCAUCUGUGAGACCUGAAGGACAACACCUGUCCUUUAGCAGAAGGUGGUGAUAAGUGUGCUGGUCUUCUUUCAGAAGGGCAUAGACUAGCUCUGUGUGCUUGUUUUAAUUAAGGGUGAUUGAAGCUAUGUAGGACAACCUGACUUUACUUUAAAAGUCCCUGUUGUCCCUCUAAGUGGGAUCCUGUUAUGAUUCUGCACUCACUUCAUGGCCCCAUGCAGUAGGAUUGUCAUUUAACAGUGUGUUGGCUGCAUAAACCAAACAAAAGGAUUCUAAUGUGUUAUUGUUUCACUACACUUACCUUCGUGAGUUCGUUAGCAGAGGGGUUAAUAUGUCAAUCUGAACUGUUUGGUUCAGCCAGUUAGGGCCUUAAAGAACUUAUUGUUUGUUGGAAGAUUUUAAAACCAAAGAACGUUUUUGUAUGACAUUUUUUUUGUGCAGACGCUCUUGAUCAAAUGCAUUUUGUGGAUCUUUCCGCAUACCCAUUCAACUUUCAUAUACAGCUUUAGGCUCCUCCCUCUCCAGCUCUGAUGAUUUGCCCUUGUCCAUCUUCCUGGGUGUCUCCAACAGGUCUCCCUAGGCCAUAUUCCUUCUCCUUUCAUCAGCCUCCUCUCCAGCCUUUUCCAGGAACCUGCCUUUAAAGAUCGAAAUAGCACUGCCCCUUAUCUGGGCAGUGGCCAUAGCUGUCUUCUCUCUGAGGGCUCUCGUACUGGGCUGCUGGUUGGCUUCUCUUGCCAUCUGCCCUUUCUCCAGCCCUGUUGGCUGGGGUAGGCGGCCUGCCCACUGUUCCCCAACCCUGCCUCUUCCCUGGCCCUUACAAGCCCAUGCUUCUGGCCUUGGGCUGCUGUUGGGCAUACCUGGUUAUUGUGCAGGAUUCUCCGGACCCAUCCUGGCUUCUCAUCUGGCUUACCUUUGUGCAGGCCUCUCUGGCCCUGCCCUGGCUGUGGAGGCUGCUGCACUCUCUGGGCUGCUCCAUUGUUGGGCCCCAGCUAGUUUUUCUGCCUGCAUCUGGAGCCAUGGUGGCAGGUAAAGGCCCCAUGUUGUCACCUGGGAGACUGCUUGGCUCUCUGACAGCGGGGAUGGGGCUGCUGAGAGCUGCAACUCCCAAAGUGGCACAGCGUCUCUGGACACAUUGCUGUUUUUGAAUUAUUCUUGAUCCAGACCAGAGAUCCCCUGCUGCUUUCAUUUUGCACAUGAUCAACAGCCUGCAGUUGUUUAAAUUUCAUUGUGUAUUAUUUUUGAUACAACUGGUCAUUGAAUGUAUUUUCCGGUGAGAUGCAUUAUUCAGGAGAAUGGUUUUUCUUUUGCAAGAAAAAAAUGAUAUUUUAAAAUAGAUAAUUACUGUGAGAAUCAUAAGGAAUGUAAUGUCUUUUCAUACUCAGUUAUCAAAUGUACUAGUUACAACAACAUUGUAAAGUAAUGAAAAUUUGAGGGAACUUUGGAAGGAAUUUCUACUGUAGUUAAUAAAAUGCUUAAUUUAAACAAC
This is a messenger RNA of Heteronotia binoei (common prickly gecko), 3295 nucleotides long. RefSeq names its product cytochrome c oxidase assembly factor 8. The record is from RefSeq and is a predicted model, not a curated record. Gene Ontology annotation, biological process: intrinsic apoptotic signaling pathway. The transcript has 5 exons. The coding region runs from base 58 to 663 and encodes 201 amino acids. NCBI's taxonomy places the organism in Eukaryota, Metazoa, Chordata, Lepidosauria, Squamata, Gekkonidae. Gene Ontology annotation, cellular component: mitochondrion.